AUGGAAUCUUUAAGCAUUUUCAAGUUCUGGCGGAAUGUCACCGGAGAUUCCUUUAGAAAUAGCUCCGACGUAGAAACCGACGACGAAGAAUCGUUCUUCGAUUUGGUCUUGAAAUCGCCUGGUUGCACCAAUAACGAAGAAACAAAAAAGGAGUUUCAUUUCGUUGAAUCUCCGAGAGAUGUUUUCAUGACCGGGAACAAUUUAUCAAUGGAAUCUGAUUCAAAGCUGUUAUCGUCUCCGAUUUCGCUACUGAAAUCGGGGCCGAUGUUUAAAGUAUUCAUGCUGGGGUUCAGAAAGGCGGGAAAAAGUGAGUCCGGCGACGAGUUACCGGCAAUUUCAUCGACUCGGUUCUCGAGAUCAUCCAAAAACGAACAGAGCAAACGCUUUUCCGUGAAAUGCAAAUCUGAAGCUGCAGUUUCCCCAUGUUUAACCAGAGAUAACAGUUUGAGAAGCAAAUUGAUAAAAGAAUCCUCCGAUGAGACCUCCACAGUAGCUAAACCAAAGCAGUCUGUCCCCAAGUAUUUAAAGCUGAUAAAGCCUCUGUAUGUCAAGGUAUCAAAGAGACAAAAUGAAAAAUCGAAGUUCUCUAAUUCCGUCACGCCGAUAUCUUCCCCGACGACGGCGACGGUAAAUCUAUCGCAGAGCAGCAGAGUGGGUAGUUUUAAGAUUGUAACUAAGCACUUAGGAAAAAGCCGAUCGGCCUCAGCUGCUGUCGGAAUGUCACCGUCGCCGAUUAACCGGAGGGAUGGUUCCCUAUUGCAACAGCACGAAGACGGAAUCCAAGGCGCCAUUCUUCAUUGCAAGAAAUCCUACGACUCUUCGUCGAAAGAACUUUCCCAGCUAUGGCGAUCUGCAAUUGGUCCUCCUAACCAGAAAGCAAUAUAUCCGGGAAGAAAUUCAUGGGAAGAACAGAAGAGAUGCAGCAUUUGA
This is a messenger RNA of Fraxinus pennsylvanica, 930 nucleotides long. Lineage: Eukaryota; Viridiplantae; Streptophyta; Magnoliopsida; Lamiales; Oleaceae. The record is from the annotation of a GenBank genome assembly.